Molecule: messenger RNA, 201 nt
Organism: Dentiscutata erythropus
Lineage: Eukaryota; Fungi; Glomeromycota; Glomeromycetes; Diversisporales; Gigasporaceae
Source: the annotation of a GenBank genome assembly
UUACGUGAAUUAUUUCAUGAUGUAUUUGACACCACCAUGGUUCCUAAACAUAAACAACCACAACGAUGUACAUCUUUUAUGUUAACUGAACCACCACCUGAAGAUUUUCCAGAGUGGGCAAUAGUUAAUGAGGAAGAAGAAAAACAAGAGGAAGAACGAGAGGAACAAGAGGAAGAACGAGAGGAACGAGAGGAGGAAUGA